AAAAUCAGGGCUGGUCCUCUGGCAUGUUGUGCGCCUGCGCAGUCUGUUGAAUGCAUUGUUUUGUUCGUGGCAGCUGUUUUUUUUCUGUCAUAUAAUACUUAAAUGAGUGAUUGCGUGAUCCCUUUUUUGCAUGAACCAAAUGUAGUGAUUUCCUGCAGGGAAACUUCUGCUUUUGUAAAACUAGAACUAUAAUAUUUUAUUCUUUUGUUUUUGUGUUUUUAACUCAACAACAACAACAUGUUCAAACAGCCGAUCAAGAACUUCAGCAUCAACUUCAACGCUUUGAAUGAGAGGAACACCAUCUACAGCGGCGCCCUGCUGACAGGACACAUCUCCUUCGACCUCACGACGAAGACGAAGAUCACUUCCAUAACGAUGGCCCUGGGAGGAAAGGCUAAUGUCCACUGGAGCCGCGGAGGAGGAGGGAAGAAGCGGAGGAGGACAACCGUCUCUGCAAAACUGGUCUACUUUAACUUAGAAAGUGCCAUCCUGCAAGAAAACACUGCUAUUGGUGAAAAUGCAAAACUUCAGCCUGGCACGCAUGUGUAUCCAUUUACAUGUCAGUUGCCACACGGAGACUUCCCAUCCAGUUUCAACGGACCGAAUGGAAAGAUAUUGUACACCUUGACGGUGGGCAUCAACAGACCCUGGCAUAUGUCCAAGGACUUUGUGACAGAGUUGAACUAUUCAAACCGCAUUCAAACCGACCAGCCAGAGCUGCAGGCUCCUCUCGCCGGCUCCAACAUCAUGACACUGUGCUGCCUGUGGUGUGGCUCUGGUCCUAUCACAUUGUCAGCCAGUAUAGAGAAGAAAGCCUUCACCCCUGGUGAAAUUGUGAAAAUAGUUUGCAAGUUCAGUAAUGGUUCAUCUCGAAAGGCUACUCCAAAGGCGUCACUGCAUCAUAAACAGGUUUACUACACCCACAACAGGGUCAGCAAGCAUAUGAUUACGAGAAACGUGGUGUCAACGGUUGGAAUCCCCGUCAGCCCUAACACCUCUGACGUGCACGCUGAGAUCCUGCUCCCUAUUCCCCCGACCGCAUCGCUCACCAUCUCUAACUGCGCCCUUAUCGAGGCUGAUUACAUUAUUGAGAUGAGCCUCGGCGUAAGAUUUUCCCCCGACCUCACGGUGCUGUUUCCCAUCAUCCUGUGUGACACUUCUGUUGCUGAACUUUAUUCCUCACAUGAUCCCUGCCUAUGACGUGUUAGAGAGGUGUUAGACACACCCACAGAAGGAGAGCCAACAGCAGCCUGUAGUACCAUAUGCUGUCAGCACUUACACAGUAAGAAUGAGCUCAUUCAUUAAAAGGUGUUUUUAACCAC
Sebastes umbrosus (honeycomb rockfish) is the source of this 1322-nucleotide messenger RNA. Its product is annotated as arrestin domain-containing protein 3-like. The record is from RefSeq and is a predicted model, not a curated record. Gene Ontology annotation, biological process: protein transport. The transcript has 7 exons. Gene Ontology annotation, cellular component: cytoplasm; plasma membrane. NCBI's taxonomy places the organism in Eukaryota, Metazoa, Chordata, Actinopteri, Perciformes, Sebastidae. The coding region runs from base 238 to 1200 and encodes 320 amino acids.